GAGAAAUGUCCUGAUUGCCAGUUUGAAAGGAGAUCGUGUUGUCUGCGUGUCACCGAGGCUCAUUAAUGAAACUUCUAGCUUGUGCUCCACGCUGCAGCUGCUCUGUGUGAGCAUGUUCUGGACUCAAUGACUGACUGACGCUGACUCUGCGUUGGCAGGCGACGGCAACGGUGAGCUCUCUCUGUCUGAGCUGAAAUGAAGUGCUAAAUGGUACAAGUGAAGGAGUUCCUUAAGCGUGACUAGCAGAAGGCAAGGCGACCCCCACACAGACAACACCGGGAGAAGCCCCGGGUGCAGCUCUGAGGCGGCUCAGCAGACAGACAGCCAUGGCUAACAUCGCGGUCCAAAGGAUCAAGAGAGAGUUCAAAGAAGUUCUCAAAAGCGAGGAGACAAGUAAAAACCAGAUCAAAGUUGAUCUGGUAGACGAGAACUUCACAGAACUGAGAGGUGAAAUAGCAGGACCACCAGAUACACCUUAUGAAGGUGGCAGAUAUCAGCUUGAAAUAAAAAUCCCAGAAACCUAUCCAUUUAACCCCCCAAAGGUGCGCUUCAUCACAAAGAUCUGGCAUCCUAACAUCAGCUCAGUGACCGGAGCAAUAUGUCUGGACAUUUUAAAAGACCAGUGGGCAGCUGCUAUGACCCUGCGGACCGUGCUGCUGUCCCUACAGGCUCUUCUUGCUGCAGCAGAACCAGAUGAUCCACAAGAUGCAGUCGUUGCAAACCAGUACAAGCAGAACCCAGAAAUGUUCAAACAGACAGCAAGGCUGUGGUCACACGUCUACGCCGGCGCUCCGGUCUCCAGUCCGGACUACACGCGAAAAAUAGACAAACUCUGUGCCAUGGGCUUCGAUAAGAAUGCAGUAAUAGCGGCCUUGUCUUCAAAAUCCUGGGACGUGGAAACGGCGACAGAACUUCUCCUCAGCAACUAGGACCCAUCCAGGGACACCGAAAAGUGUUUGGGUUUUAUCAGGGCCACUUAUUUAAAGGUUUCUUUUCAAUUGACCUCCAGAGGAGCAGCGAAUUAAAAUUUGAGUUAUUGUGCAAAACUCUCUGCUGCUGACGGUGAGACAAGUUCAGAGGCAGGCAGAAGGUGCAGUCUGCUUUACCUGUAAAUAGACGGACUUGUGAAGUGCACCAGAGUCUGCUGGAUCUACGUUUCUGUCAGAAAGGGGCAGAGACGAGACAAGCGGUCGCCUCCUACAUCCACCGCGUCUUCCUGCUGUUCUCACCAUGUACAAUGUUGCACGACGACGAAGCGUUAAAAAGAAGGGGGGGCUGUUGCAUCUCAGUUUCUCCAUUUAAAUAGACUUGUUUUGUUUUGUUUUUUAUUGGAAGCAAGCAUUAGCAGUAUAAAAAAAGCAUGGUUAUUUAUUGUGACAGUGUCAUGUUUUUAUUGAUUAAAAAAAGAAAAGUGGGGAAAAAAAAAAAGAAAAUGUUUGCCUGUGUUUUUGAAAUUGCACCUUGAAAACAGGGAUCCAAGACAAACUCUACUGCACCCAAACAUCUAAAAGCAUUUAUUUUUUGUGAAAAAAAGGUUAAAUAUAAUGAAAUGCAUUUUUUUAAAACUACAUCCAAAAUAAGUCAACACAAAAGGUUCCCGUUCACUUGAUGUUUAAAAAUAGGAAUUGCCCAACGUAAGAGUUCAAAAAAAUUUAAUUUGUUAGGAAAACACUAAAGAAAAAAAAAAAAACUCCAAAUGUGUCUAAUAUUGAUUUAUGCAUUCAAAAAGUGGAUUUUUCUUUUGUGUUGAUUUUAAAAAAAGACCAAAAUCCCUGAUGAACUGAAGUGCUGUGGCAGCAAACCGAACUUGCCCCACAGGAAGGCCGUCAAAAAGCAACUACAACUUUUUAAUCUGCCCUUCUGAUGCCUAUCACCUAAACAGUUUAUAAAAUCUGUCCAAUGCAUUCAAUGUCACCUUAAAUUCCUGCAAAGUAACUCACAUUUACAAAGUUCUUUUUUUUUUUUUCUUUUACUUUUGUGUGUAUUUACAAACUCAACUGGUGAGCUGGAAAGAAACCCUGCAGUCCAGACACAAAGGAGGAAGACAUCAAGACUCAAACAGCAGAAGAUGUUUUUUUUUUUUGUUUGUUUUCCCAGGAAAUUUAAUAAGCAAGAAUCAUUACCAGAUUAAAACGCUUGUAAAAUGUCCAUCCCGGUUGGUUUUAUUUUUUUCUUCUUAAAAAUGGCUCCAAAAAAGAACUGGAGAGCAACAAACAAAGGGGG
Molecule: messenger RNA, 2223 nt
Organism: Poecilia latipinna (sailfin molly)
Lineage: Eukaryota; Metazoa; Chordata; Actinopteri; Cyprinodontiformes; Poeciliidae
Gene: ube2kb
Product: ubiquitin-conjugating enzyme E2Kb (UBC1 homolog, yeast)
Exons: 8
Coding region: 327-929 (200 amino acids)
Molecular function (GO): protein binding
Source: RefSeq, a predicted model, not a curated record